Hypanus sabinus (Atlantic stingray) is the source of this 5236-nucleotide messenger RNA. RefSeq names its product serum response factor binding protein 1 (gene srfbp1). Gene Ontology annotation, biological process: maturation of SSU-rRNA. The record is from RefSeq and is a predicted model, not a curated record. The transcript has 9 exons. Gene Ontology annotation, cellular component: 90S preribosome; nucleus. Bases 435 to 1655 code for a protein of 406 amino acids. NCBI's taxonomy places the organism in Eukaryota, Metazoa, Chordata, Chondrichthyes, Myliobatiformes, Dasyatidae.
CAAUAGUCAUUUAAAAUAAUUGACACUUUUACGUGUCAUAUUGCUGUGAUUUGUAGUUAAAUGUCGUUUCAGUUUGGUGGCAUCAUUGCUACAUCUCUUGAGUUGUUUGCCGCAGACUAGGCCCAAUGGAAUAGGACAACUUGGAUCACCAGUCCAGGUAAAAUCCAUCGAUCGUUAAACUGAGAAAAGAUGUAAAGAAAGCAAGAGCCUUAAUCAUCCGGAAAUUAUCGAGAAACAUCAUCCAGCUAAAAACAAAAAAGAUAUGACCGGGUGAGGGGCCCUUUCUCUGAAUCUUCUGCUCAGCCUGAGAACUUGACUUUGUGAGAAGAGGAAGACGUCCGUGAACUGCACUCUGAUCAUGCACUAAAGGAACACAGGAUGCUAUAACGAAGAAUCUGCGACGUGCAGAAAGAUUAUUGGAAGACAUCCACACAAUGAAGGAUUUGAAACCAGAUUAUGUUUCAAAAGCCGCACUUCAGGAAAACCUCAAUUGUGAAAAAGUGUGUGAAAAGCCCUCUUCCACAAGCGAGGAACGAGCAAUUGCAAGGAUCGCAUCACAUCCACUCGUGUACAAAAAAAUUGCAGCUAUUAAAGCUGCUGUAAAUUCAUUUAAAGAAGCUAGAGAAAAAAACAAAGACCAGAAGUUUCUGCGGGAGCCACAGUUGAAAACAGAGUCAUUAAAGCCCUCAAGGCAAGAAGGAAUGUCCCAUAGUAAGACAAAUAAGAUGAAAAGAGAUAAUACCAUAGGUGAGAAAAGCAAACCAACGUGUAUCAAACAAGCCAGUGCAAUUCUGGAAGAAUCUGAACCUGAAGUUAAGAUUGAAAAGUGUUUCUCUAAUGAAGAUGCCACCAAAGUCCAAGCUGCUGAGUCCGCAUUGGUUUCUCAAGUUACUGAACAGACUGAAUCUAGAGCAAUAGAUAUCGAACUGAUGAGUGCAACUCCAGAAAAAUCCAAACCCGAAGCUUUGAAUGAAGAUUGUUUCAGUCAAGAAGACACCUCCAAAAACCAAGCUGCAGGUUUGGUUUCUCAAAUUACUGAAGAGAAGAAACCUGCGCAGUUAAAUAUAGAGAAAAGAAUUCAAGUUUCAAUUAAUUCACACAACACAAAACCUAUUGAAGAAGAUAAGAGUGUUGAUGAAGAAGAAGAUUAUUUUGAUGAUAGCACAGAGGAGAGGUUUUAUAAUCAGUCAUCUAGUGAUGAGAGUGGGGACGAUGAUUUCUUCAUUGGAAAGGUGAAAAGAACAAAUAAAAGGAAGCAAGAAUCUGAUCCAGCAGCUGAUGUCAACAUUGAAAAUGAUAAUGAGAGAAAUAUGCCAAUUGGCCUGAAGGAAAUAAAGAGCAAUCUUAAUAGAAAAAAGAGCAGCGGGGAACAGACAAAAUUUGGAUCUUUAUUUUGUGGCAAUUUGUCGAGUUCAAAGGCAUCAGUGCAGAAGAGCAAUCUCCAAGGACAAGUCAAGAACAAGAAAUCUGCUGUUCAGCACAAAAGUUCUAACUCCAAAAAAUUGUCUUUUCGUGAGAAAUCCCAAGGGAAGUGUGGAGAUGCAAUUCCAAAACCACAACAAUCACUUCAUCCUUCUUGGGAAGCAAGUAGAAGACGGAAAGAGCAGAUCCAAAUAGUUGCAUUCCAGGGGAAAAAGAUCAGAUUUGAUGAUUAAUUUCUUUAAAAAAUGGUGGAAUUGCAUUGCAUUGUUUUGUAUUAAAGCAGUUCCAAAAUCAGAUUAAAAUAUCUGAAGAAAUGAUUAUACAAAUAUCAAAUACCUGUCAUGUUUCAUACUGAAAUUGCAGUUUAUAUUUGCAUUUUGUUGCAAAAUGAUCUUGAGAACUGUUAAGUUUUAAGUAAAUAAUUUACAAAAUGCUUUUUGAUAAUUUUAUGUUUCAGUCCUGAGAUUACUCAUUAUGUACAAAGAUAAAUUCUCUGCUGAAAUAUUUCAAAAUGCCUACAAUUUAAAGCAAUAAUUUCAAAAAUCUGUGCUUCUUCAUUCAUUCACACGUGUUGAGUUUUGUCUCAAUUUCCUCCAAGAAAAGAUAUUCUCAUAACUUCUGAAUCUUUAAGUGCUUUAUCAUUAUUGCCAUACCAAUAUAAUUGUAUAGCACUCCUGUGUUUAGAUUUUGUGCUUUUAAUUCAAAAUUCUGUCUAAGUCAUUGUGUAUCAAGACAAAUGGAAAUAUAAAAAAAACAAAUGGCACAAAAGGCUGACAACCUGAAAUAUAUCGGUCUGCAAAUGAGAUGCCCAUGUAGACAGAAAUUUUGAAAUUGCUGGCCUACACUGACCUUUUCCCAAUACUGAAUGGCUCAUGGCCAGUAACAUACAUGUCAGAUUUUCUACAGUUCACAGCUGCAUUUCUUCAAUCUCAAUAAGACAACAAUAGCACCACUUAAUUUUGCAGAACUCUCAUCAGUUGGAAACUCUUUUCCAAAUUAAAUGUGGUAACCUUUACAUUAAAAACAAUUGUACCUCAGUACCAGAAAAGUUCCGGGCCAUAUUGUUCUCACCUGUUGCUAGAAACUGAAUACAAAACUGCAAGCUGCUGAGUCAGCUUGUUCCUAACUUUCACACCUGUGCAUUGUAAUGUAUAAUGAGAGAAGCUAUGGUUUAGAUGAUCGACUAUAUGAUCUCCCAUUCCACCACUGGACUCGCACUGAGCCUAGCAAUAGAAAAAAAUGUAAUAAGCUCCAGAGCCAGGUGCAUUUUGUAUCGAGGGAUUACUGAGCUUUUUUGCAUAACCCUAUUCACUGAAGUUGCUGAACCUGUUUAUUAUUUUUAUCUUGCUUUUUCUUAAACUUUCUAGUUGAGUUCUAGGCCACGAGGGUAUUAUUUUUACCUACAUUUUAUUAAUUCCAUUGAAAUCUACUGGAACCAGCGGUUCACAACCUAGGCUUUUUUUUAAACUAAGGUUGAUUAAGAUUAGAACUAGAGUUAAAGGUGAAAGGUGAAAUGCUUAAGGGAAACAUGAGGGAAUCUACUUCACUCAGGGUGUUGAGUGUGAAAUGAGCUGCCAGUAAAUGUAGGUUUGAUUUCAGCAUUUAAGUGAAAUUUGGAUAGGAGGACUGUGGCUCAGAUGCAGGUCAAUGGGACUAGGCAGAUUAAUAUUUUGACUAGAUGAUCUAAGUGCCUGUUCUGUUCUGUGUUGCUCAUUGAAAUUGUGAGGUGGAUCACAGUCAUGACUGACCCGCCUGAGGCAGUGCAGCUGUGCUAUACAGGAGGGGAAAAAGUAGCCCUAAGGGUCCUCAGUAUCAACUCCAGAAUUGAAGAAGACUUAUGACAUCAGGUCAGAAAUAACCAAGAAAAUGUCCUCCUUGUUGCCAUCUAUUAUCCCUCAAAUCUUGAAUUUAGAAGAAGCACUGGAAAUGUGUAGGGUAAGACUGUUUUCUGGGUUUAGCAUUUAUGUGUUCAUCACAAAGUGUAGCUUGAUAGGACUACUCCAGAUUAAGCUCUUUACAUCACAAAGGACAUAGCUACUAGAUCUUGUCUGUAGCAGUUCAUGUGUGAACAAUUAUGGGCAACCACUUGACUUUAUCCUCAGCAAUCCAAUUGUGGAAAAUGCCUCUGUCCGUCAUAACAUAGAAAUGACUACCAGCACAACCAUUGUGAGGACAAGGUUCUGUCCUUAUGCUGAGGCCAUAUGCCUUUAUGUUGUGUGGCCAAAUAAGAUAGGCUUGGACUGGAUCUGGCCAUCACAAUUGUGGCCUGUCAAUGUACAGUCUCUGCCUGUAACUGCAUACCCCUCAGUCUGACAUUGCUAUCAAAUAAAUUGUUAAGUUAGUUGAGUUUGCUGUGAACAAUUACUGUUCUAUUGGUUGUAGGAUCUUAUUGUCACAGAUACUGAGAUAGUGAAAAGCUUUGUUUCACACUAUCCAGAAAGAUCAUGCCAUAAAUAGUUAUAUCAAGGUAGUAAAGAGGAAACAAUACAGAAUAUAGUAUUGCAUUCCCAGGGGAAGUGUAAUGCAGACAGGUAAACAAAGUGCAAGGGUCAUGGCGAGGUAUAUUGGGAGAUCAAGUUCAAUUCUACCUAGAGAUGCUGAGGCGUUAAUCUAUUGAAGCUGCACUACAGAUCUGGUUGUGUACUAAGUAACAAAAAUGCGGUGUAAUAUUUAGAACUAACAGUUUUGACAACAACGGAUUGAACCAGUGUCCUACAGUCCCAAUGUAUUUGUUUCAUGAAUGAUGGUAGCUAAUAGAAAGGAACAUGCCAAGAGUGUCCUCAUCCUCAGUGGUAGUGGGGCCUAUCACUGCUUUGUGAAUUGACAACCAUCAGACCAAAUGGAUAACACACAAGAGCUCACAGCUGAUGUUUUGUCCUGCUGUCUAUUGGUCACACAAGCGCAGGUGCCUGAUGCCAGUUAGAAACUGUUCAGCAACAGUCUCCUAUCCCAAAUAAAUGAUGGAAUCCAGUUAUUUUCUCAAAUAGUUUUUUUACUUCCAAAAACUAUUGAAAGUUCUUGAGCUGUCCCAAAUAAGUGGCUUACCUUAUUUACCAAUUGUCCAAUUAACUGGAAUCCUCUAUAUUAUUAAAAUAGGUAUAUGUCACCAUAUACUACCUUGAGAUUGAUUUUCUUGCAGGCAUUUACAGGAAAACAAACAAAAUAGAAUUUGUAAAAUGCUAUGUAGAAAUGAAGACUGACAAACAACCAAUGUGCAAAAGCAGACACAUUGUGAAAAUGAAAGAUAUAUAUGCAGUAUAAUACCAAGAACGCAGCGGAUGUACUUCCUGCGGCUCUUGAGGAAAUAUGGUCUGUCUCAGGAAUUGCUGCUGCAGUUCUAUACUGCAGUAAUUGAGUCUGUCCUGUGCACCUCCAUCACUGUGUCGUUUGGAGCCGCCACCAAACAGGAUAGAACCAGACUACAGCGCACAGUGAGGACUGCCGAGCGCAUCAUUGGAGCCUCCCUGCCCUCUAUUUUGGACCUGUACUCUUCCAGGUUGAAGAAGAGGGUGGGGAACAUCAUAAAGGACUCCUUCCAUCCUGUUUGAACUGUUUCCGUCUGGUAGGCGCUUCAGAUCCCUCCAGAGUAAGACUAAUAGGCACUGGAGAAGUUUUUUCCCUACUGCAGUCACUUUGCUGAACAGUUAACUGUCGGCUAACUAUUACUUGGAUUGCACUACUUGUAUGUAUAAUCUAUAUUUUCAUUUAUAUUUAUCAUUAUUAUUGUUAUGAGCAGAGAGACAACAUCUGCCGGAAGUAAAUUCCUUGUAUGUGCACACGGUACUUGGUGAUUAAAGUCUGAUUCUGAUUCUGA